Messenger RNA from Kogia breviceps (pygmy sperm whale), 960 nucleotides. Its product is annotated as melanoma-associated antigen 10-like. The record is from RefSeq and is a predicted model, not a curated record. NCBI's taxonomy places the organism in Eukaryota, Metazoa, Chordata, Mammalia, Artiodactyla, Physeteridae. Gene Ontology annotation, biological process: negative regulation of transcription by RNA polymerase II. Gene Ontology annotation, cellular component: nucleus.
CUGUGAGCGGCCUCUGUCAGAGCUGCGCAGGGUGCGUCUCUUAGCCGAGGCCGCUCACAGCCCCUCUCUCGCCCAGGUCCGUGGUCCCUCCCUGUCACCCCUGCCCGCACUCCUGUCGGCGGCCCGAGCCCAGUCAUCGGGCCCCUGGGCGAGAUGAGGGAGCUCCGCCAGUCUGAGGCAGACCUGCAGGGCCCAGGCCCGGCCCAGGGCCCGGUGGAGGCGCAGCUGUUCGGGGCUGCGGGGGAGGAGCCCGCAUCCCCCUCCUCCCCCUCGGCCUCUUCCCCCUCCUCCUCCUCCUCCUCCUCUUACGCUGAUCCCUUGCACCUAGACCCGCUGCCACUGAAGGUGGCUGACCUGGUGGCCUUCCUGCUCCUCAAGUAUCGCACCAAGGAGCCGACCUCCAAGGCGGAGAUGCUGCAUAUGGUCCUCCGUGACCAUCAGGACCACUUCCCCGUGGUCUUCAGGCGAGCCUGCGAGUGCAUGCAGCUGGUCUUUGGCGUGGACGUGAGGGAGGUGGAUCCCCGCGAGCGCACCUACGUCCUGGUCCCCACCCUGGGCCUCACCUGCGAUGCGGUGCUGAGCGACGGGCAGUGCAUGCCCAAGGCCGGCCUGCUCGUGCUCCUCCUGGGCCUGAUCGCCCUGUCCGGAGAUCACUGCCCCGAGGAGGAGGUCUGGGGAGCACUCGGCAAGCUGGGGGUGUGUGCCGGGCGGGAGCACCGCAUCUACGGGGAGCCCAGGGAGCUGCUCACCGAAGUGUGGGUGCAGGAGGGCUACGUGGAGUACCGGCCGGUGCCCCACAGCGACCCCGCCCGCUACGAGUUCCUGUGGGGUCCCCGGGCCCACGCGGAGACCAGCGAGUGGCAGGUCCUGGAGCAUCUGCUCUGGGUCAAUAGCUUGGAUCCCAGGUCCUCGGCAUCCCUGUGGGCAGAGGGUGUGAGCGAUGAGGAAGAGGGGGCCUGA